UUUGUAUAGGAUAGGAUAUUUUUCCAAAUGAAUUUUAUAUCCUUUCGAUACCAUCCAAAAUAUUAUCUUUUCCUAAGCCAAAUUUCACCAUUGAAACAGAGCUCGUGCACAAAACCCUAAUCCUGUCUUACUGUCUAAUCUCUCCGCUUUUGUGAAAUUAAUUUGAACCCAUUUCAAUUCAAAACCAGGAAACGAAACUAACUUAAUAAAAAAUUGUCUUGUUUCGGAUUUGAUGUUUUCUUGAUUCUCCAUUGUUGGCAAAAUUAGGGAUGACCUUGUUCUUGAUUCCACGACUUAGCUAAAUUGAAGGAGGUUGCUUAGAAUUGCAUGAAGCAUGCCAUUGAUGAGCUCCUUUUUGACAUAUGGAUGAACGUAUAGAGGGAAACUCCUAUCAAUUUGGUGAUCGGCAUACUAGUAAUGUUGUAAUAUAUCUGAGAAAAAAUAAAGGAAGAACAGAAGUCUUCUAUACACAUUCUUUCAUUCUCAAAAGCAACAGCAAAUAUUUUGCAGAUAGACUUUCCGAUCGAAGCUCUUGCUCUUAUAUAGACAUUGAGUGCACAGAAUUUGAUUACGAUCUCCAUGUUGAACUUCUAAGGCGUCUGUAUCUUCCAGCAGACUCACUGUUGGAUUCCUGGGACUCAGUUCGAUCUGCUCUUGGUAUUCUUCAGGUGGCUAUCUCUUUACACUGUGAAGGAAUAGUAGACAGCUGUAUUCAAUACCUGGAGGCUGUUCCUUGGGAAGACAGUGAAGAGGACGAGAUCUUGAAAGUAGUUUCACAACUGGGUCCAAUAGCAAUGCCCAUAUUGGCUAGGAUCCAACCAGUCGAUUCAAGUGCUACAAAAGACGUUUACAUCUCCGCUAUACGUUUUGCCACUUCCAUUGAUGAUCUGUGCCCGCCAUUUGGAGAUGAUCUUAGAACUUCAGCCCAAGAACAAGUUGAGUACAUGCUUGGCGAUGAUGACGACAUGCCAUUUGUUAUAGCUGAUGACGAAGUAAAAUUGGAGACUAGAAUUAGUUUGUCCAAGAUUUUUUCUUCAUUUGAAACGGAACUAUCCUUCCUAUUGGAAUCUGAUGUAACAGUCGAGCUAGCAGAGAACAAAAUAAUGCGUAGAUUAUCCGAUCUUGAAUGGAUGUGCAAUAUUCUGCCCAAGAUGGAUCUAAUGAAGGAUUUUGUUGCCAAGUGGGUGGAUAUCUCUAAUAACUUAUUAGCCAUUCUUGAAGACCAGAAACUUGAUUCUGGCAUGUGGUGUUUAAAACUAAAGCUGAUAGAAGUGACAGCGAAAGUAUUGGAUGCAGUGGGAUAUGGAAAUGUAAUUCUUCCCGCUCCAUCACGAGUGCUACUGCUAAAAUCAUGGCUUCCUUACAUAAGGAAACUGAAGCCCAUUCUCGAUUCAAUGAGCAACAAGGAUAUUGCAUUUGCUUACAAGAUGGAUGAAGACCUUUGCCAGAGUAUUGAAGGAGCAAUAGUGUCGUUAAUUUCAGCACUGCCAUCAAAUGACCAAGCGGACAUUCUUGCCGACUGGAUGGGCACUGAACAGCUAAGAUAUCCUGACCUAAGUGAGGCCUUCGAGGUAUGGUGUUACAGAACAAAGUCUGCUAAGAGAAGAUUAGAGGAGGGUUUGGACACUCGAUAAUGCUGCCGUCAGCCACUGAUGGAUGACUCCUAGUUUUUGUUGUGUGACUGAUUGUUGAUGCGCUGUUGCAAACUUCCAAUUUUGCUGCUGUAUUAUCUUACAUUAGCAUGAUUUAUUUCCUAGCAGUUUCCGAACUUUCCCGUUAGUUUUUUGGUCUAAACUAAAGAUUGCAUAGGAACAAUUGACUUCUGUAAUAAUUCUCGCGUCACACAAUGCAAGAGCUCCUUGUCAAUUAGCUCAAUCAAUUGUAUAAA
Messenger RNA from Olea europaea var. sylvestris, 1888 nucleotides. RefSeq names its product BTB/POZ domain-containing protein At3g05675-like. The transcript has 2 exons. Lineage: Eukaryota; Viridiplantae; Streptophyta; Magnoliopsida; Lamiales; Oleaceae. Bases 363 to 1634 code for a protein of 423 amino acids. The record is from RefSeq and is a predicted model, not a curated record. Gene Ontology annotation, molecular function: protein binding.